Molecule: messenger RNA, 768 nt
Organism: Brachypodium distachyon (stiff brome)
Lineage: Eukaryota; Viridiplantae; Streptophyta; Magnoliopsida; Poales; Poaceae
Product: dihydrolipoyllysine-residue acetyltransferase component of pyruvate dehydrogenase complex-like
Exons: 2
Coding region: 1-768 (255 amino acids)
Source: RefSeq, a predicted model, not a curated record
AUGAUCGACUCCCCCGCUCGGACCCCGCGCCCCCCUCCGCCUGCACCUCGCGGGAAGCGGGUGGUCAAGGAGAGCGGGGAGGAGUCGGAGGUCAGCGGGCUCGACAUCCCAUCCUCCGACGACGAGGCGGGCCGGGUCGACGGGACCCGAGCGGUCAUCCCAGUGGCGGACGAGGAUGAUGAAGACGACGACGCGCCCCUGAUCUUACGGAGGUCAAGUGUGCCUGCGGCGGCGGCCACUGGUGCCGCAGCGGCCUCGGCGGCGCCCGGGGUUGCGGCAACCACCCGGGCGCCCACGGCCCCGCCUAAGCGGGGGCUCUUUCGGGAGUUCGAGUUCAAGCUCAAUCCCCCAAAGGACGGCACCCUGUCAGGAGCCGGCAAGUGGGGGAGAGCCGACUCGCCACCCGCCGCGCCGAGCAAGAGGACGCGCCUCCGGGCCGGCAUGUGUGCCGGCAGCGCCGCCAUUGCACCCACCGCCGACCCAAUUCCAGUGGAGGAGGAGCCGGCAGCAGUCCCGACGGUGCCCGCGGCGGGGGCAGGCGCCGUGGUGGUUGACCUCGGCUCUGACGCCGAGGGUGCGCCCAGCUCGGUGGCGGCGCCCGCCGUUGCGUCCGAGGUGCAGCCCGGCAGCGCGUCCCGGGCCGUGCAGACCGGGUUCGCGGAUCCCGCGGUCGCCCCGCAGGAGGCGCCUCCUGUCAGGGAGACGGCAUCUCCUCCAUCCCCGCAACCUGUGGGCGCGGGUGUGGAGGAGGUUGCGGCAGGGGAGUGA